Molecule: messenger RNA, 937 nt
Organism: Nasonia vitripennis (jewel wasp)
Lineage: Eukaryota; Metazoa; Arthropoda; Insecta; Hymenoptera; Pteromalidae
Product: cytochrome c, testis-specific-like
Exons: 2
Coding region: 372-683 (103 amino acids)
Molecular function (GO): heme binding; electron transfer activity
Source: RefSeq, a predicted model, not a curated record
AGCGUUUCCAAGAUAACUCUCUCGAGAUACUUCAUCUCUAAGGUAUCUUGGAAAGUGCAAGGCCUAUCGGAGCCUUUAAAUAUUUCAUUAAGCUCUUCUAUUACUCGAUCCUAUAAGCAAUAAUGUAUGUACUUAAAAUUAAAUAAAAAUGAGUAAAUUCUAACAUCCAAAUGAAUGGUUUGUUUGUAAAAUAUAAAAUUUCUCUGAAAAAAAGCCAUCUAAAAAGCAUGGACUGAAAGCGUAUCAAUUUCUUGUUGUCGCUUACUGUCAUUUGUUAUUCAAAAUGCGUAAUUAGCAAACAAAGUCCAGGUAACCGGUUCUGUGUUUUUAAUAUAAAGUUUUUCAAAUGAACAACAGUACAAUAGUCGAUAAUGGGUGAUGCUAAUAAUGGUAAAAGCCUUUUUAAAAAAAUGUGCGAACAAUGCCAUACAUCUGAACAAGGUGGAAAAUCUAAAAUAGGUCCUAACCUUUUCGGCAUUUUUGGAAAAACAUGUGGAUCUCGUGAAGGCUUCAAAUUUUCCGAUCACAUGAAAAACAAAAAAGUUAGUUGGGAUGAAACAAGUAUGGAUGAAUAUUUGCAAAAUCCAAAAAAGUUUGUACCCGGAACGAAAAUGGCUUUUGCUGGAGUGAAGAAGCCAGAAGACCGAAAAGAUAUAAUUGCCUAUUUGAAAACAUUGAAAUAAAAUACCUGUACGUCUUGAUGAAUUCCAAGUACGCAAAGUACAAAGCUUGAGCCAGCAGCAGUAGUAUCAUGACCCUUGAAUUUUAAAAGAAACCUGAUUAUGACACAUCAAUGAAAUAAUAAAAUAAUAUUUUAAAAUAUAUAUGUACUAACCUCAAACAUGAUCGUGUCAACUUCCUCUUUAAUCUCUUCGUCGGUAAGCUGCUCUCCAUUUUUUCUCAUUUCCAACAUUAAGUCUAAAAAGGCAAGUCUCCU